Messenger RNA from Nothobranchius furzeri (turquoise killifish), 2639 nucleotides. It is a transcript of the gene fam163ab, whose product is annotated as family with sequence similarity 163 member Ab. The record is from RefSeq and is a predicted model, not a curated record. NCBI's taxonomy places the organism in Eukaryota, Metazoa, Chordata, Actinopteri, Cyprinodontiformes, Nothobranchiidae.
AGAGAAGCGGGCGGUUCUCCUCCUCCUCCUGCUCCUCCUCCGUUAACCCCAUCCAUCACUUGUUGGAUGAGUCCGUUUGAAAAUGCUCCUAGCCUUCCCGUUGGUUGUUUGCCAUCUUGGAGUCCAGUGAGGUCUGCAGGCAGUCACAUCUGAAGGUGAAACUGUUCUUUUGCAGGAUUCUUGCGCGUAAAAGGCGCUCAUCCCGCGGAGCGUCUUUGUCCGGUGACCGACUAAUUUGGUGCGUCCUCUGCGCCGUGAACGAUGGCUCUCUGGGUCUAGAUGUCUGUCUGACCUCCUGACUGCUGGUCCAGCAGCUGCGGUGUGGGAUUUUCCUUGUUUUUAUUUUGAUCUGAUCUGCCCCUGACCGAGGUGUGCGUACUGGAGUCAGGCGCAUCCUUGGAGAAGUUCCGCCGCAGUCCCACGCACAACGCUCCUCCGCUGCCACAAGGAUGCUGCCUCUCCACGGUCAACAUCAACCACAGGACAAUGUGACUCAGUCAGUUGCUCUCAUUGGUGUUCUACUGGUGUGAUUCUCGUUGUGCAACCCCUGCUAUCAGGCUGCUGUUAAAACAACAUAACAUCCAAACACUCCUCUAAUGUGUUAAGCAGCUUUGCUGAACAGUUUGAUGGAGAGCUGGUCGGAUGACAGCUGGAACUGUUGUCAUAACUGGAGGAAUACUGGCCACAGUGAUACUUUUGUGUAUCAUAGCCGUGCUCUGUUACUGUAGACUCCAGUACUACUGCUGUAAGAAGAAUGGGUCUGACAGUGGCUCCGUCUCUCAGCAACACUUUGCCUGCAACGCCUGCAGCAUCACCGGCCUGGACGGACCGAUCAUCACCCCACUGUCCCUGUCUCCGCUGGAGCCGCCCAAAUCCUUCAACCCCACCCAACCUGCCGCUGUGGGGCAACGCCGCUACUGCCCCACCUGCUCACCCUACAACUCACCCUAUUACAUUCGCACCACUGAUGAGAUGCGUAACGGCGGCGAGCGCGUCACCUACAUGCCCACGCACUACGACAACCAGGCACUGUCGAUGCCGCUGCCUGCCAUCAGAGGCUCCCUGCUGAGGGACGCUCCGCGGGGCCGCCCUCCUGAUUUCUACACCAACACCCGAGCCAUCAGCACAGAGGUGUGACCGCCUCAUGUUCCCACCACCCUCUCCCUCUCUCUCAACACACCAGCACCACCAUCGAGACAACCACAAAUGUCAAAUCUGGCUGGAAACAUUGGUUUAUGAUGGAUUAAACUGGGAAUUUUCUUUGCCAGGUGCGGGCAAUAAAAUAACUGAUCCCUUUCAAUCUUUUUUUUAAAUUAAAUUAUAACAUUAAAUCUUAUUCAUGUUCACAAAAAGUAACAUUUUAGUGACAGAUAGCAGAUGAACCAUAUCCCUUUAUGCUCCCACGUGAAGGAGAAGCCUGUCGACUGUUAUUGUACCUUUUCUUGCUGAGGGCUAAAUUAUUUCAUGUUUGAUUUUUGCUGCAUAUCUUCCUGAAAUGUAAUGAAGUAAAACUCAUAGCAGUUUUGCAAAAACAAGCAAAAAGAGAGGUUGAUAUAUCUUUUUUUAGGUGAGUAACAGAGAGUGUGCUGGUGGGGACAUCUGGAGAGUUCUCUAUGCAAGCUUUCCAGCAAACAUCUCAUCUCCAGCCAUCUCCUUUCCAUACAUUCUCAUGUCACUGAAUAUAUUUAAGAAACACUGCAAACACAGACGUGAGAGAUGGACACGCAUUAAAAAAACUGGACUAUGGAAGUGUGACAGAGCCUGAGCCCAAAAAGUGGGAUGCUGGAAGAGAACUUUCUUUUACUGACACGGUUGCAACAAGUUGUGUAAAUAUCCACUUAGAAGCAAUCUCUCAAUGCCAAUGUGUUUUUGAAGGGGAGUGAUGCACGCUGGGCUUUAAACAUGAGUUUUGUGCUAUUUUGUCUACACACUGACUCUCUACUGCUCUUUAAAACCCAUGGAAUAUCUUUUUUACAUUGUGUCACAAACGGUGUUCUCAUUGGUGUGACCAAAUCUGUUUCAGUACUCCUUUUACACAACAUUGCUUGCCAUAGUUUCUGUGAUUCUGGUCUUUCUAUUUCUCUGUACAGCAUAAUUCAGGAAUUGAAGCUAAAUAAGUGGUGCAAUAAGUUCUCAUGACUUGCAAGUUAGAAAAUGUGUUUAGACGGCGUUGAUUCUCAAGUUAGCAAAAAGACACUAGUUUUUUCCCCUCUGUAGUAAAAGAAAUUAAAUGAAUCUGUCAGUAGAAACUUCAAAUUUUCGUCUUUUUCAAGACUAAAUCAUCAAAUGAUUUUGAAUGCUGUAAUUGUUUUCCUUUUCUUACAAUUUUUUUCUCUAUGAUUAAAAAACUGUUUAUUAAUAACAUUGAUCCAUAAAAAUCCUUUGGUGGGUGCAUUCUGUAAUGUACAACUGGCAUUUCCUGAAUUUUUGCCUACUGAAACAGCUUGUCAUUGAUUUAUUUUAGCAUUGUUGUAACUAUCUAUUUUAUAUGUACUUAACAUGUUAUAUUUAGAAAUUAAAGAAUGAUUUUCAAAAUCGUGACUGAAAAGACGUUGUGUGUGGUAAAUACAAAAAUUGUAAUAUUUAGCCAAUUGAUGUCAAAUUUUGACAAUUAAAGAUUUGUAACUCCUUGAAUUGAA